UGGUGAUGGAGGUCAGCGAAAAGGGCACCCCCCAGAGUCUGAAGAGUGAGAGAGUUCCCUCAACUCCAUUUACCUGCAAAGUGAUGUUUACCUUCAUCUCCAUCUCCACGGAAACCAUGAACGGACAUGACAGAGACAAAUCAAUAUCUCUAGCUUUCAUCUGGCGCCUUGUUCACAUCUCUACUCUCAUUUUGUGGAGAGUAGAGUAGGCUAUCUACCUGCACGUUUGGGUCAGGGCUGAGAACUAGGUUGUGCAGAUUCAAGCAGCGAUGGAGGCUCUUUUUGAGGAGAGAUCACAGGCCUUCUUCAUGGCUGGGGAAGAUCUUUUGCUCUCACUCCUGUGUAUGUUUGGUGACUGGUACACCAACUCUGGACAGGCGGAGCAUCAUGGACGACAGGUUAACUCCUCUUACGCUGCAAUGGAGCUGUUUGUUCAAGAGUGGCAUGUAUUUUUACCUCCUCGCCAUAUGAGGGCACUGCAGGCCUGCCCCAUCCUGGGAUUUGUAGCCGUGUUUCUGACCACACCUAUUAUCCUGUUCCGUAUCCUAACCCGAGCUCACCUGCGGCAGCAAACGCGCUACCUUCUCCUUGCCAACGCAUUGCUUAGUGACCUUCUCUUUGUGGCUGCCUUCCUGCUAAGUACAUCUAUGAAUGAGGCCUCUGUGCUGAUGUCAGACAGGACUUGUGCUACCGUACUCUUCCUGAUGGGAAUGCUAUACAGCGUUGGCGUCUUCAGUGCCACCGCCAUAGUGCUGGACACUUGUUUGGCUAUAUUAGUACCAUUACGCUAUGCUACACUGUGGCCCAUCUCCAGAACCUACGGAGCUAUCGCUGCUACCUGGGCUGUGUCAGUUGUUUUUCCUUCUGCAUCUGUGGGUGUCUUCCUGUGGUACCAUGCUACUGGUCCUUGCACCCAACUCAUCUGCUCUCUGCCUCUGGUGCUAGCGCUAACCGUUAGCCACUCAAGACCCCUGCAAGUCUGCAUGUUACUAACAGUUACGACCAUCCUGGUCAUGUUACUGCUGGUGGUUUCUGGUUAUGUGGCACUGUACUGUCAGAGCAGAAAGUCUGGGGUGUGGCGAGGACAGCGGACAUCACGCGCUAGAGGAACCUUCCUCAUUCACUACCUCCACUUGUUCCUGUCGGUGUGUCCCAUGCUGCUGCUGUUCAUUGAGCUGCUGCUGUACAGCAACAGCACUCGGCUAAACCCUGGUGCUGAUCUUUGGGUCUCUCUAGUGGUGUGCAACGUCCUGGUGGUUUUACCCAAAGGCCUGGCGCCUUACUUGUAUGGGCUCAGGUACAGAGACCUCAGAGGAUCUCUGCUGGAUUUCUUUGGAUUGAAUAAGCCAAGGGCCAUCACACCUAUAACGUAACUGCAGUGAUAAAUUGUUUAUUAGCUAAAGGCUGUGCAGAUCAGGGGUGCCUAUCCAUGUUCUUGGAAAAUGACCUACUGAAGACUUCAGUUCUUGCUGUGAUCCAACACACUUGGCCCUAAUGACCAGAUCAUCCUUUAGAGUAUUAGGUUAGUUUGGGAAACUAAAGCACCUAGACCAGUUUUGUUUUGUUCUAACUCCUAACAAAUCAGAGACAGGUAACCAAGGGUCACUGAUUCCUUCAGGUGUAAUAGGAGCAAGGGCAAAGCAAGACUGGAGUGGCUGGAGGCCCACAAGGAUUGGUUUAGGGCUCUGAUUUAGUGCCAAACAAUACAACAGCAUUUUUCAACGUCAUCUAUAUCAGCUGCAUGUGUAUCUUUUCUUCGAUUACAAAUCACAUUUUCCAUGUGUUUCUUGGGCAGUGGCAUUCCACAAAUAGACAGCUAAAAUCCAUUACUACGGUUGUAUUCAACAGUUUGGCUCAACAAAAAAGAUGAAAUGUUUUUGUGGAUUUUCUAACUGAAAGAAGUGCACAUCUUCUACAGAGAACACACUUCUGCACAUU
Messenger RNA from Colossoma macropomum (tambaqui), 1938 nucleotides. RefSeq names its product probable G-protein coupled receptor 148. Gene Ontology annotation, biological process: G protein-coupled receptor signaling pathway. Bases 270 to 1373 code for a protein of 367 amino acids. The transcript has 2 exons. Lineage: Eukaryota; Metazoa; Chordata; Actinopteri; Characiformes; Serrasalmidae. The record is from RefSeq and is a predicted model, not a curated record. Gene Ontology annotation, cellular component: membrane. Gene Ontology annotation, molecular function: G protein-coupled receptor activity.